GGGAUGGAGGGGUUCCUGUCCACGUUUCCACCAUACAGUGUGUACGGUAACCCCGUCUGCGCACUCCCGGCGCAGGUCAGCAACUGGGGCAAGCGAGAUGGUCGCUUCAUGACCCCCCAGGGCCUCAAUUACCUGGAGCUCUACAAGACUAUCCUGUCCCAAGUCAACCCCGGUUUACCCCCUCCACUCAAGAAGGCAAACACCAAAGAGUGCGGUGUGCAAGUGAACGCCAGGGUGGAUAAAAUCAUCCAGUGCUCACUGGGCCCCAAAACGCUGUCCUGCGACGAACACCCUGCCCCCUCCAAGCCCCCCAGGAGUCCGGAAGCGCAGCUCCACACGCCGCCGAUGAGCAACCUGCGCUUCCUGAGGCCCGUAUCCAUCUAUUCACCGGUGUUUGACCGCAGGCUCUUCCUAAAGAAACUCGAAGACUGCGCUGCUGGUGGAGAAGAAGGUGAAGCCACCGAACAGGCCAAGUCUCAAAGUGACGACGAAGCCGUAGAGGACUCCAAGACCGCUUUCCAUCGGUCUUCAAAGGGCUCCAACUUCCAGUUCUUGGAGCAGAGGUAUGGGUUUUUCCACUGCAAAAAGUGCAACAUUCGGUGGGAGAGUGCUUAUGUAUGGUGCAUCUCUGGAACCAGUAAGGUGUACUACAAGCAGCUCUGCCGGAAGUGUCAGGUGGGGUUUAACCCCUACAGAGUGGAAUCUAUCCUGUGCAAGGGUUGCUCUCAGACAUGCUGCAUCUGCGAGAAGAAGCAGAGGCACAUUAACAUGAAGAAGCCUCACCGUCAGGACCUGUGUUGUCGCUGCAAGGGAAUGAGGCUGUCCUGUGAUGCCACCUACAGCUUCAAAUACAUCGUCUGAGUUGCCCGGCAUGACCAUCGCCACGUACAUCUGAUGGCAUCAGCCACGAAAGGCCUGAGGUUAUGCCAGUAAGGUUGACAUGUAACUCGUGCCACAAAUGGAAGCUGCCUCCAGUAGCAGACUUGAAGAAUCACUCAUUCUCCAACCAGCAGGAAGCUGAAUGGCUGCUUUGGUUCAAGGCAACUUUAAAAAUGCCCCCCCCCCCCC
Molecule: messenger RNA, 1068 nt
Organism: Archocentrus centrarchus (flier cichlid)
Lineage: Eukaryota; Metazoa; Chordata; Actinopteri; Cichliformes; Cichlidae
Gene: zar1l
Product: zygote arrest 1-like
Exons: 4
Coding region: 4-861 (285 amino acids)
Biological process (GO): translation
Cellular component (GO): cytoplasm
Source: RefSeq, a predicted model, not a curated record